Messenger RNA from Brassicogethes aeneus, 1045 nucleotides. The record is from the annotation of a GenBank genome assembly. NCBI's taxonomy places the organism in Eukaryota, Metazoa, Arthropoda, Insecta, Coleoptera, Nitidulidae.
UUUCUAAUCUAAAACUCCGCAUAAUUAGUAUUACUUUAUAUCAAUUAUACUUUUAAAGUAAUGUGUUAUCAGUCGGUACAUGCAUUGUUUGAAUCCAUAAAUGCAAAAAUUGCCCCUGCUUAUUAAAAUUUCACUUUUUAUAGGCGUAUUGGUAAGCCUGUUUCCUAACCUAAAAGAAAAUUUGACGUUGAUUACUGACAUGGCAGGUGAAAAUAAAAUAGAAAAUAAAUAUUCAAUUUUAUUGCCGACUUAUAAUGAGGUGCAAAAUUUACCAAUUAUAGUAUGGCUUAUUGUGAAAUAUAUGAACGAAAGUGGGUACCCUUAUGAAAUAAUUAUUAUUGAUGAUGGGAGUCCUGAUGGUACCUUAGAGGCCGGUAAACAGUUACAGAAAAUUUAUGGAGAAGAUAAAAUAGUUCUCAAACCAAGAGAAAAAAAAUUGGGGUUGGGAACAGCUUACAUCCAUGGAAUUAAGUUUUCUACAGGCAACUUAAUUUUUAUUAUGGAUGCAGAUCUAAGUCACCAUCCAAAGUUUAUGCCCCAAAUGAUUGAAAAACAAAUAAAACAUAAUUUUGAUAUUGUGUCUGGUACUCGUUAUGUAGGAACAGGUGGAGUUUAUGGUUGGGAUUUUAAAAGAAAGCUGAUUUCUAGAGGUGCUAAUUUUCUUACACAGUUGUUACUCCGUCCAGGUGCAUCAGACUUAACAGGAUCAUUUAGAUUGUAUAGAAAAGAUAUUUUGGAAAAAAUUAUUAAUAAUUGUGUAUCUAAAGGUUAUGUAUUUCAAAUGGAAAUGAUAAUUAGGGCAAGGCAAUUUAAUUAUACUGUUGGAGAGGUUCCCAUUACUUUUGUUGAUAGGGUAUAUGGUGAAUCAAAGUUAGGUGGUUCAGAAAUUUUUCAGUUUGCUAAAAACUUGUUAUAUCUAUUUUCAACCACAUAAUUUAUUUUUUAUUUGAAAAUAUUCAUUCCAAUGCAUUUUAUUUUAUACCACAUAUAAAUUAUAUCUUUAUUGUAUAUUUAUUAUUAAAAAAUAUAUUUAGAUCAAAUUUAA